AGUAACAUUUUUUGUGUGUUCGUAACUUUCCGGCUGCAAUACUACAUAUUUUCUAGUUAAAAAUGGAAGAGGAUCCUCUGGUUAACAUUGAGGUUUCCCAGAAGAAGCCAUGUGGCGGGAUCCAACCCCCUCCCGUUUACCAGAAGCUGAUGGUGGAUAACCUGACCAUCAUACGACCGCCCAUCCUGAAGAUCUACUACUGGGAGAGCUUCGAUAUCACGGGCCUGAAUAGAAAGCUGCGCUCGAAUCGCCUGGAACACGAGCACACCUUCUCGGUGCCCAUUCGCCAGAUACACAGCCACCCCCUGAAGAUGGUCUUCUGGCUGCGCAACCUCUCCUCGAAGAACGCCACGCUGACCCUGAAGCGGCUCCAGAACUGCCAAUGCCAGCCGGUGAAGACCCAAGUCGGUUUCAACCAGUUCCGCCAGCUAUUCCACUGCCCUCACCGCCGACUGGUCCACAUCAACCAGGAGAUCCUUGCCAUCAAACCGGAUGAGGUGGUGGCCCUCACAGUCACGGCCUUCUUUUUCCUCUACGGCGAACACUUGCUCACCUACGAAGUUCAGACCGAGGACAAGCGCAAGUUUCUCUGGCACUUUCACCUGGAGAUCUCCUCCUUCGACCCCGAAAAGUGUCUGCUCACCAAGGAGCUGCUGCCAGUGAACAUAAAAAACUAUUACCACGUGACACAGCCGUUGUGGGUGCAGAAUAUCACCAUGUCCCACUUGUCCUUCUCGUUCGCCUCCAGGGAUCGGGGCCUAAAGCUGCUCAAUAUGAAUCUCACCGUUCCUCGGCAGAGUGUGUGGCCCCUACUGGUGGACUAUCGACCCCUGGACUACGAAAAUGAGGCAGAAAUUGUUAUGUCCUUUGACAAUGUCAAGGCUCGCUACAAGGUCAAGGCUCGGGGAGUCCUGACAGACGAAAAGGAGGAGACGGAUAUGCCUUUAAAGGAGCGCGAAUGCGUUGACUUUCUCAAUGUAAUCUAUCCCAAUAGGUUGAGUUUCGAGGUCUGCCUGCGAGAAGAUCGGACACAGCUGGUCAAUGUCCACAACUACGGACAAAAGUGCAAGGAGUUUCGCUGGCAGAGCUACAUUAUAAACGACUUCUUCUCCGUUGUGUUUAAUCCACCCAUUUUCCGGCUGAAAGGCCACCACUCGAAGCUGUGCGAGAUCAAGGUGACGGUGUUCGAGCGACUGGUGCACUUCCGGCGCAUUCCCAUCGUGAUGGAGGUGCACCGCAUCCUCGACCGCGCCACCCUCAUCGCCAAGCAGGAACUGGAGGAGAUCGAGUCCAUCGAUGACCCCAAGUGGAAGGAGGACAGCUACUUGGAGCACGUCUAUCUGCACCUGAACAUUCGCAGCACCGUAAAGCCCUCGCUGGAUAGCGCUGAGGACUCGGAGCCCGGAGAUAGAAUCGAUCCCACGGCUGGUCCUGAACCCUGUGCCCAAUUUGGUCCUGGAGAAGGCGGGGCAUCGGGAGACGGUCCCGCGGGCCCACCGCCACCCACCGAGGAGCAGCGAAAGGAGGCCGAGCGCAAGGAGCUGAUCAGUCGGCUGGUGGCCAAGAACAAACUCAACUCCAACGAGGUCAUCGAACUGAGCAUGGCCAUCGACCAGCGGAUCACCAUUUUCGAGAAGCUCUUCUGGAAGUAUCUCAGUAAGUCCCGGUUCAUGCGCAUCAACGCGGAACGCAAGCGGCAGAAGGCGGUGAAGACCUACGAACAGGUAAUCGCCCCGAAUGACACCAUUCCACCGGAGACGACCACGGAAAUUGAUCGAAACCACAUUAUAGACAUAUUAUCCCGUCUGAUGCAGGAGGCCAUCAAUGACUUGGCCAAGAACUGGAUCUUCAUCCCCUCGCAAUACUACGAACGCAACCAUUAACUGUUCCUGCCGUUAACCAAAUGCAUUGCCCCACCAACGAUUCGCCUGCAAUCGGUAUCCUUGGUUUUUCUGGUCGGUCGACGGGUUGCCUACCAUUUCGGGUUGUCUACGCCGCGAAAUUUAUGUAAGAUUUCGCACGAGUUGAGAGCCAACGCCUUUGCUUUCCGCUGCGAACAUUCUGCCCAAUUUAUGUGUCUGCAUGCAGCCUUUUAGGGUUUUCCACGCAGACAGGGGGCGUGGCAGGGGGCGGGGGGUACUAGUAAUGGUCAGACAAUUUAACGCAAGUAUUUAUUUUCGGCGCUCGCUUGCAGUUUGUGUGGGAAGUUUUCCAAAUGUUCGCCUACCUAUUUCUUGAAUAGCCUCUAUUCAUAAGGUGUUUGUACUUUGGUAGUUAUUAAGAUCUUUUAAAAUUAACUCUUAGGCUAGCAAAAGUGUUUAGAUUAAAAAAUUUAUAUUGAA
Messenger RNA from Drosophila takahashii, 2342 nucleotides. RefSeq lists its product as uncharacterized. The record is from RefSeq and is a predicted model, not a curated record. NCBI's taxonomy places the organism in Eukaryota, Metazoa, Arthropoda, Insecta, Diptera, Drosophilidae.